AUGAUAAACCUUCGCUCUGCCACAAUCUCCGAUGUUGAAGCUAUUCUCCGUGUUCACUAUGCUGCUGUUCACGGACCAGCAACCUCAACCUUCUAUACACAAAAUAUUCUUCGAAAUUGGUCCCCUUCAGCCACAGACGAACGUCGUCUCAAUCAAUUACAUCAAGCGAUACAGAACAACGAAGAACUAAUUGUGGUUGCCGUGUCGAGCGAGAACGGUAUGAUCGUCGGAUUCGGUUCCGUCAUUCCCUCUCAACAAGAGCUUCGUGCAGUCUAUGUCGAUCCAGCGUUUGCUCGUCGAAGUAUUGGAACGAAGGUUUUAGCAACUCUUGAAAAACUCGCUAUACAACACGGUGCACAUAAACUGCAUCUGGAUGCCUCAGUAAAUGCUGAAACAUUUUAUUAUCAUCAUGGAUAUUCAGUGGUAGAUCGUGGUAGUCACAGAUUAAACUCAGGUAUUGAUAUGGACUGUGUUAAAAUGAGCAAAGACCUACGCGCGCAUUUAUGA
Molecule: messenger RNA, 507 nt
Organism: Rotaria sp. Silwood2
Lineage: Eukaryota; Metazoa; Rotifera; Eurotatoria; Philodinida; Philodinidae
Source: the annotation of a GenBank genome assembly